This is a messenger RNA of Ochotona curzoniae (black-lipped pika), 3075 nucleotides long. It is a transcript of the gene SATB2, whose product is annotated as SATB homeobox 2. The transcript has 11 exons. NCBI's taxonomy places the organism in Eukaryota, Metazoa, Chordata, Mammalia, Lagomorpha, Ochotonidae. Gene Ontology annotation, molecular function: RNA polymerase II cis-regulatory region sequence-specific DNA binding; DNA-binding transcription factor activity, RNA polymerase II-specific. The record is from RefSeq and is a predicted model, not a curated record. The coding region runs from base 814 to 3015 and encodes 733 amino acids. Gene Ontology annotation, biological process: regulation of transcription by RNA polymerase II; chromatin remodeling.
AAAUUAUUAUUUUGAAGGCGCUAGAUCUGGGGACGGGGAGGGGGAGGGGGAGGGGGGGGAGAAAUCGGAAACCGAGGACAACCCAAAAGGACUCACUUUGCCUGAUGACUCAACGCAACUAAUAAUCAUCUCCCUCUCAGAGUCUCUCUGCGGCUUGUCAGUGAGUCCGGCUCUGGCUGCUGGCAGCGGCGGCCGCGAGGGGAGAGGCUGGAGGUGACAGCUUGGGCGGCCGGCACGCUUCCUCCGGCGCGCGGCCCCGGGUCCCCCCGCGUCUGCUCGGCUCCGGGUGGCACCGGCCCCGCGGCUCCAGCCGCGCCUCCUGGCGAGUCAGAGGCCCUGGAGCCGGCAGCCACCGCCGCCGCCGCCGGCCGGUCCUCAGCCCUUUCUCUCCAGCACGGGUCUCCUUCCCGAAGGUGUGAAAAGGCUCUUUCAGCCUCCUUCCCCCUCCACGUCCCCUCCCCCGCUCCCUUGGUGCCCCUUCGGAGGAGCCCUCCUUUCCCUCUCCUCCUCCUCCUCCCCCUCCCCCGCCCCCCAUCAUCAUCAUAACAAGCAUCUCCGCACGAGAGGAAGACACCCUGACCCAGGACCUUAAACGUUAGGACCUGGGGAGGCGGAGAGGGGCCGCAGGGAAGAGAAAAGGAAGACUUAGGGGAGCCUGCACAGCCCAGCACCAGAAACUUUUCCAUCCUGGAUUCUCUACUUUUGCUCCAUGGACAGAGCCCCAGCCAGCCAAGUUUCAGGCAGACCGUGAGCAGUCCCUGCGCGUUUUAUUGCGACCUGCCGGUGGGAACUUUGUCUCCGAGUCGGAGCAGCAUGGAGCGGCGGAGCGAAAGCCCGUGUCUGCGGGACAGCCCCGACCGGCGGAGCGGCAGCCCCGACGUCAAGGGGCCUCCCCCGGUGAAGGUGGCCCGGCUGGAGCAGAACGGCAGCCCCAUGGGAGCCCGCGGGAGGCCCAACGGCGCCGUGGCCAAGGCCGUGGGAGGUUUGAUGAUUCCGGUGUUUUGUGUGGUGGAGCAGUUGGACGGUUCUCUUGAAUAUGACAACAGAGAAGAACACGCUGAGUUCGUCCUGGUGCGAAAAGACGUGCUUUUCAGCCAGCUGGUGGAGACGGCACUCCUGGCCCUGGGCUAUUCCCACAGCUCUGCUGCCCAGGCUCAAGGAAUAAUCAAGCUGGGGAGGUGGAACCCUCUCCCCCUCAGUUACGUGACAGAUGCACCCGACGCAACAGUGGCCGACAUGCUACAAGACGUCUAUCAUGUUGUGACGUUGAAAAUCCAGUUACAAAGUUGUUCAAAGUUGGAAGACUUGCCUGCGGAGCAGUGGAACCAUGCCACAGUGCGCAAUGCCUUAAAGGAACUGCUCAAAGAGAUGAACCAGAGCACAUUAGCCAAAGAAUGCCCUCUCUCCCAGAGUAUGAUUUCAUCCAUUGUAAAUAGCACAUACUAUGCCAAUGUGUCAGCAACCAAGUGCCAGGAGUUUGGGAGAUGGUAUAAAAAGUACAAGAAGAUUAAAGUGGAAAGAGUGGAACGAGAAAACCUUUCAGACUAUUGUGUUCUGGGCCAGCGUCCAAUGCAUUUACCAAAUAUGAACCAGCUGGCAUCCUUGGGGAAAACCAACGAACAGUCUCCUCAUAGCCAAAUCCAUCACAGUACUCCAAUCCGAAACCAAGUGCCCGCAUUACAGCCCAUCAUGAGCCCUGGUCUUCUUUCUCCUCAGCUCAGCCCACAACUUGUUAGGCAACAAAUUGCCAUGGCCCACCUGAUAAACCAACAGAUUGCCGUUAGUCGGCUCUUGGCUCACCAGCAUCCUCAAGCCAUCAACCAGCAGUUCCUGAAUCACCCGCCCAUUCCUAGAGCAGUUAAGCCAGAGCCAGCCAACUCUUCUGUGGAAGUCUCUCCAGAUAUCUACCAGCAAGUCAGAGAUGAGCUGAAGAGGGCCAGUGUGUCCCAAGCUGUCUUUGCAAGAGUGGCAUUCAAUCGCACACAGGGAUUGUUGUCUGAGAUUCUGCGUAAGGAAGAAGACCCUCGGACAGCCUCUCAGUCUCUUUUAGUAAACCUGAGGGCCAUGCAGAAUUUCCUCAAUCUGCCAGAAGUGGAACGAGAUCGCAUAUACCAGGAUGAAAGAGAGCGGAGCAUGAACCCCAAUGUGAGCAUGGUCUCAUCAGCCUCUAGCAGUCCCAGCUCUUCCCGAACCCCUCAGGCCAAAACCUCGACCCCGACAGCAGACCUCCCUAUUAAGGUGGACGGCGCCAACGUCAACAUCACAGCUGCCAUUUAUGACGAGAUCCAACAGGAGAUGAAAAGGGCCAAGGUGUCUCAAGCCCUGUUUGCCAAAGUGGCUGCAAAUAAAAGUCAGGGUUGGCUGUGUGAACUGCUCCGCUGGAAGGAGAACCCAAGCCCGGAAAACCGCACUCUUUGGGAGAACCUGUGCACCAUCCGCCGCUUCCUGAACCUCCCCCAGCAUGAGAGGGAUGUGAUCUAUGAGGAGGAAUCAAGGCAUCACCACAGCGAGCGCAUGCAACAUGUGGUCCAACUCCCACCCGAGCCAGUGCAGGUUCUCCACAGACAGCAGUCUCAGCCAGCCAAGGAGAGCUCACCUCCCAGAGAAGAAGCGCCUCCCCCGCCCCCUGCGGCCGAAGACGGUUGUGCCAAAAAGCCCAGGUCUCGCACAAAGAUCUCCUUGGAAGCCCUGGGGAUUCUCCAAAGCUUUAUUCACGACGUAGGCUUGUACCCCGACCAGGAAGCCAUCCACACCCUGUCGGCCCAGCUCGAUCUCCCCAAACACACCAUCAUCAAGUUCUUUCAGAACCAGAGGUACCACGUGAAACACCACGGGAAGCUGAAGGAGCACCUGGGCUCGGCGGUGGACGUGGCCGAGUACAAGGACGAGGAGCUGCUGACCGAGUCGGAGGAGAACGACAGCGAGGAAGGCUCCGAGGAGAUGUACAAAGUAGAGGCUGAGGAGGAAGGUGCCGACAAGAGCAAGGCAGCGCCAGCAGAGAUCGACCAGAGAUAAUGUGAACUGCCCUGUGGCCAAGCAAUACAUCACUUCAAGGAUGUUCUGUUGUAGUUCCUU